Pectinophora gossypiella (pink bollworm) is the source of this 3192-nucleotide messenger RNA. RefSeq lists its product as uncharacterized. Lineage: Eukaryota; Metazoa; Arthropoda; Insecta; Lepidoptera; Gelechiidae. The transcript is spliced from 3 exons. Bases 1 to 3192 code for a protein of 1063 amino acids. The record is from RefSeq and is a predicted model, not a curated record.
AUGCUGACUAUAAAUCCGAAAGAGGUUAUUGAUAUGAAAACGGUGGAAGCGUUCGACACUCUUUACUACGCCGUCGAAGCCGCGGCAGAUCAGCUGAUGCCGAAACCACGGGAGCGAGUCGAUGACCGUGCGUUGGGCGAGUCCACUGCGAAUUCAGCCGCGAAAUUCAAACCUAUUGCGCAGGUCAGAUUGCCGAAAAUUGAACUGCCUAAGUACGAUGGGAAUAUUGAACAUUGGCAGACUUUUUAUGAUACAUUUUUGUCACUUGUACAUGAAAAUGAGAACAUAAGCACCGCCGCGGCUUGCCCUGUUACCUCCAUGCCUGGCCAACAAGCGUCAGCAUCCGGAAUGGAGCCAGCCGCAGUAACUAUGAACACCACGAGUUCUGGCGCACACGUUGGACACAGCCGUGCACUCGUUCUUCUCGGCACAUGUACGGUGCGAGCGCGUGGGCCUGCAGGAACAUUUAACGUGCGCGCACUUAUAGAUAGCGGAGCGCAAGAUUGUUUUAUGACUAGUGCUUGUGCACAGCGUCUGGGCUUACCUUUACGUCGCUGCCACGUAGCCGUAGCUGGUCUAGGUCAAAACACUGUCCACCAGAUAAAGGGCAUAGCGUCAUGUUCUAUACAACCUUGCGAUUCCCAUGAACCAAGUUUCGAUGUCUCUCCGAUCGUAAUGAACACUAUUACAAACAAAAUGCCCGCAGUAGAAGUCCCUUCUACUGUUCGAGAUUCUUUUAAACAUUUAACUCUAGCGGACGAAAACUUUGAUAAACCUAAUGACAUUGAUUUAUUGUUAGGUGCCGAGCUGUUUCAUAAUGUCUAUGACGGUCAGCGUUUAAAUUUGGGCCCGGGCUUGCCGGUCGCUCUGCACAGCGUAUUCGGCUGGGUUCUCACGGGGAAGCUCGACCCCGAGUGUCGACCCCCACCGACUACCUCUUCCCUCUUUGCUUCCACACUUGCCCUAGACAAUGUGGUCAAGCGUUUUUGGGAGGUCGAAGAGCCCCCGUCGGUUGAUAUUUCAAACCCAGAAGACGAUAAAUGUGAACAGUUAUAUACCAAUCUAGUGAAACGCAAUCCUGACGGAAGGUACGUCGUUCCUAUGUUAGUCAAGGAGCCGUGCGAAAAACUCGGGGAUUCUUAUAAUAUUUCUUUAUCACGAUUCACAAACCUUGAAAGACGACUUCAUCGUCACGACCAACUGAAAGAAGAUUACGUCCGCUUUAUGCGCGAGUAUAGCGAGUUGGGUCAUAUGCAACCUGUUGACCCACCGAACGAUAGUGACCGGAAUAUAAUUCCUCACCAUUGCGUUUUAAGACCAGAUAGUUCAACUACCAAACUACGUGUAGUUUUCGACGGCAGCGCGAGAACUACUAACGGGAAGGCUUUAAACGAUAUUGUCCACACCGGUCCAAAACUGCAAAAUGAUAUCGUAGACAUCAUUACUAAGUUCCGCCUUCACGAGGUAGUUUUCACCGCGGACAUCUCUAAGAUGUACCGUAAUAUUGAUUUGCGACCGGAAGACCGUAAAUACCAACACAUUUUUUGGCGAGACUCGACUUCAGAACCUGUACGCGAGUACGAACUCACUACUGUUACUUACGGGGUGAGCAGCUCACCUUAUCUUGCAAUAAGAACUUUGCAUCAACUCGCCGAUGAUCACUGUGCACAGUGGCCCCGCGCUGCUGAAAUAAUCAAACAUGACACUUUUAUGGACGAUAUCACAGUCGGAGCCCCUUCUGUAGAAGAAGCUAUUGAAUUGAAAAACGAAUUAGUUAAAUUACUGGACUGUGCUAAAUUCGAGCUCCGCAAAUGGAGUAGCAAUUCCCCUGAGUUUCUUUCCCAAUUACCUUCGGAGCAUUGUCAAAUACCAAAACCGUUUUGUGACAAUAGCAAUCAACACACGCUUAAGAUUCUUGGAAUACAGUGGGAUCCAACUCAAGACAAUUUCACUUAUUCGGCAUCUCAGCUAGAUUCGAAAUGUACAAAGCGUUCUAUUCUGUCAAAUGUCGCUCGCAUUUAUGACCCUCUUGGGUGGUUAACCCCGGUGGUUCUUAUAGCCAAGUUGCUUAUUCAAGACCUGUGGCGACGUCAGUUGGACUGGGACGAAUCCGUUCCUGCGGACGUUUCACAACAGUGGCAAAACUUCGUAUCGGAGUUACAAAAUUUGACUGAAGUGCGUAUUCCUCGUCGAGUAGCACUUUCUAAUACAGCCAAAUACGAACUAGUCGGGUUUUGUGAUGGAUCGACGAAGGCUUACGGGUGUUGCGUCUAUCAACGAUCAAUUGGCGACGGCGACAUUACAUCGCACUUGUUAAUUGCGAAGUCUAGGGUAGCCCCUUUAAAACCUUUAACGGUUAACCGACUUGAGUUGUGUGGUGCUGCUCUUCUUGCGCGCGUGUUAAAGCAUAUGUAUAGUUUACUUCACAGUCAAAUUAACAUCGUGCGAGUAACUGCCUUCACAGACAGUAGUACUGUGUUAGCGUGGCUGAAUACACCUCCCUACAAACUUAAGACGUUUGUAUCGCAUCGUGUGGCUAAAAUAAUAGACGAAGUAAGCGUCGAAAAUUGGUUACACGUAUCGACUCAUGAUAACCCGGCUGAUCAUUGCAGUCGUGGUCUUCCCUGUUCUCAAAUUAUUACGAGUCCAACUUGGUGGUCUGGACCAAAAUGGCUUUUAGCCGAAUCAACAUCUUGGCCUAUUCAAAGAGAAUUAGUUUCCCCUGACAAUAUUCCCGAACUGAAAUCUACAGCUCACGUAGCAUUACCAACGUCUGAGAAGGAUGAUGCUGUUUCACAACUUAUUCACAAGUGCUCAUCUCUUUCACGUGUACAACGCGUCUUAGCGUGGUGUUUGCGUUUCGUUGCGAAUUCAAAGCGUUCGUCUGAGGCUCGUAUAACAUCACCAUUAACGGUUGAGGAAUUGAACACUUCGCUGUCUACGCUAGCUCGACAUGAACAAGCAGCAUCGUUUUCGGAAGAAAUAGACUCCGUCAAAUCAAACAUCCCUUCCUCCGGCGCCGCAGCCUGGGGGCGCUCGGCGGGGCGACGCGACGCGACACAGCGAUGGGGGCGACAACAGAGCGAUAGCGGUAGGGCCGAUAAACCGCCGCGCGCGACUGUACCGAUGCGUAUGUCGCGUGGUUACGCGCUAUUAACCGUGUCGGGCGCCGCGCUACUAGUCCCACACUAA